UGCGGGACAGCACCAGCCAAUGUGCUCCCUCUCACGCUCUCGGGGAGGGGAAGGCGAUUGCCCGCUCCGGUGUCACCGACGGUGACGACGAAGCAAGGAGAGUGUUGGCCGGGAGGGGGCUGCAGAGGCGCCGCCAUUUUGUGAGGCGGGUCGUGUGGUCAGGGCAGCUGCGUUAGGGAUAGCUGCCCUCCUCAUCCGCCACUGGCGCAAAGGAAGUGUUCCCCAGGGAUUAUUUGCAUCCCUCUUUUCAUGACAUCCUUGAAUGAGAGCUACCUGCUGAAGAGCCUGGUGUUGGGAGAUUCCUGAAGCACUUGUACUUCACGGAUAGCAAUGGAGUAUGAGAGGAGAGGUGGUCGUGGGGAUCGGACUGGUCGGUACGGUGCUAUUGACCAGACACUGGAUGAGAGGUCAGAAGGCCGGAACCAGAGGGACCAUGACUACAGAGAUAUGGAUUAUCGAUCCUAUAUGCGAGAUUUCAACAGUCAGGAGCCUACCAAUGACUAUGAUGAUUCCUCUGAGGAACAUAGUGUGGAGGAUUCCUAUGAGGCCUCCUCUGGAUCAGAAUCACAACGCAGAAAGCGGGACAGUCCCAGUGAGCAGCUGGGAUUUCCUGGUGAUGGUGACUACCGGGACCAGGACUACCGCACUGAGCAAGAGGAGGAAGAACAGAAGGCUAGCAGCAUCAUUAUGCUGAGGAUGCUGCCCCAGUCUGCCACUGAAAACGAUAUUCGGGCCCAGCUGCAGUCACAUGGAUUCCAGCCCCGUGAGGUGCGGCUGAUGCGGAAUAAAGCUUCAGGUCAGAGCCGGGGCUUCGCCUUCGUCGAGUUUAAUCACUUGCAGGACGCUACACGAUGGAUGGAAGCCAAUCAGCACUCCCUCACUAUCCUUGGCCAGAAGGUCUCCAUGCACUACAGUGACCCUAAACCCAAGAUCAAUGAGGACUGGCUCUGCAGUAAGUGUGGAGUGCAGAAUUUCAAGCGCAGAGAGAAGUGUUUCAAGUGUGGCAUUCCCAGAUCUGAAGCUGAGCAGAAGCUACCCCCUGGUAGUCGUUUGGACCAGCUGGUGGCUCUGUCAGGACGUGAACUCAGCCAAGGCCUUCUGCCCCUUCCACAGCCCUACCAAGUUUCAGCAGCCCUAUCCACUCAGCCUGUGGCCCAAAUGUCUGAACCCUGUGCGGAGAAUGCUAAUGACACAAUCAUCUUGAGAAACCUGAAUCCUCAUAGCACGAUGGACUCCAUUUUAAGUGCCUUGGCACCAUACGCUGUUCUUUCCUCCUCAAAUGUCCGUGUUAUCAAAGACAAGCAGACACAACUCAACCGUGGCUUUGCUUUCAUUCAGCUGUCUACUAUUGUGGAGGCAGCUCAGCUGCUGCAGAUCCUUCAGGCCCUACAUCCACCACUGAACAUUGAUGGCAAGACAAUUAAUGUAGAAUUUGCCAAAGGUUCCAAGCGGGACAUGAGUUCAUCAGAUGGAAACCGCAUCAGCGCUGCGUCUGUAGCCAGCACUGCCAUUGCAGCUGCGCAAUGGGCUAUCUCACAGGCAUCUCAGGGUGGUGAGGCAGCCUGGGCAGGUCAGGAUGAGCAGUCUGUGGAUUAUGGCUAUUACCAGCAGGAUGAGGCCUAUGGCACUCAGGGUUUGGAGGCCACAAUGUACUCACAAACAUAUUUGAAAGGGUCCCAGCCACAGACUGGCACAUCUGGGACAGCAGCUAUUGGGAAGGCUGAUAAGAUCCACAGCGAAGGCUCGGUGGCAGUAGCCGAGGCUUCAUCAGAGCCUGGUGUGCCAGGCAUAGAUCCUGUGCCUGUCCUAUCGACUUUCCCCCAUACCACCCAGUCCUCAGCUGUACCAGUCACAUAUCAGCCAUCUGGCAGCACUGAAGGGGCAAGUUCUGCCCAGGGAAAUGCUGCUGCUGCUCAGUCUCAGUCGUAUACUAUAGUCUCACCAGCUGUGCUGAAACCUGAUGUGCCUAAUGCUGCUCAGCCCUCUAAUGCGACUCCGUGUGUAUCCACCAGCACUUCUAGUUUGCCGGUUUCCAGCUCUGUAGGGCAAGAACCUUACACACAAUACCCUGUCCCAGAUGUCUCCACCUAUCAAUAUGAUGAAAGUUCUGGCUACUAUUAUGAUCCCUUAACUGGCCUCUACUAUGACCCUAAUUCCCAGUAUUACUACAAUGCACAGACCCAGCAGUACCUGUAUUGGGAAGGUGAAAGGCGCACUUACGUCCCAGCCUCAGAUCAGGCGUCUGACAGCCAUAAAGAUGGCAGUGGAUCAGCGGGUGGCAGCGGCAAGGAGGGUAAAGAGAAGAAGGAGAAACAUAAAACAAAAACAGCCCAGCAAAUUGCAAAAGAUAUGGAGCGCUGGGCACGUAGCCUCAACAAGCAGAAGGAGAACUUCAAGAACAGCUUCCAGCCUGUUUCCUCUAUACGAGAGGAUGAAAGGCGAGAAUCAGCCACAGCUGAUGCUGGCUAUGCCAUACUUGAGAAAAAGGGGGCUUUGGCUGAGAGACAGCACAGUGGCAUGGACCUGUCUAAGCUUGCUGGUGAUGACAGGCUGAGUCCACCACGAGGAUUAGUGGCGGCUUACAGUGGUGAGAGUGACAGUGAGGAGGAACAGGAGAAGGCUGCUGAUCGAGAAGAGAAAUUGACUGAUUGGCACAAGCUGGCUUGCCUGCUUUGUCGUAGACAGUUUCCCAGCAAGGAGGCACUUAUUCGUCAUCAGCAGCUCUCGGGAUUACACAAGCAAAAUUUGGAGAUUCAUCGGCGGGCACACUUGUCAGAGCAGGAGCUUGAAGCACUUGAGAAAAAUGAUAUAGAGCAGAUGAAAUAUCGAGAUCGUGCAGCUGAGCGAAGGGAAAAGUAUGGUGUUCCUGAGCCACCAGAACCCAAGAAAAGGAAGUAUUCAGCUGUGACACCAGCCACUGUGGAUUUUGAACAACCAACACGGGAUGGACUUGGCAGUGACAACAUUGGCAGCCGCAUGCUACAGGCUAUGGGCUGGAAAGAGGGCAGUGGUUUGGGUCGCAAGAAACAGGGCAUUGUUGCCCCCAUAGAGGCCCAAACACGAGUGCGUGGGUCUGGCUUAGGGGCACGUGGCAGCUCUUAUGGGGCAGUAGCAUCAGAGUCCUACCGUGAGGCAUUGCACAAGACAAUGCUAACUCGUUUCAAUGAGUCAGAAUAAGCUCUUAGAGGAGCACUCCACCUGUACAGUAUUUUGCUGCUGACUGUCUCCCUUCACCCCUCUCCCUGACUUUCACACAAUGUUCCUUUUGGUUGACUUUUUUUUAAUUAAAUGUUGAAAUGGA
Rhineura floridana is the source of this 3301-nucleotide messenger RNA. RefSeq names its product RNA binding motif protein 10 (gene RBM10). The record is from RefSeq and is a predicted model, not a curated record. Gene Ontology annotation, molecular function: RNA binding. The transcript has 24 exons. Gene Ontology annotation, cellular component: nucleus. Bases 331 to 3177 code for a protein of 948 amino acids. Gene Ontology annotation, biological process: mRNA splicing, via spliceosome. Lineage: Eukaryota; Metazoa; Chordata; Lepidosauria; Squamata; Rhineuridae.